AUGAAGGUUCCAGCUCUGGAUUUCUCAGAUGUCGUCCCCUUUCCAGGCUUCGACGUCUCAAGCACACUGCCAUUUCCCUACAGGCCCUUUCGAGCAGGGAGGUAUACAAUGACUAUGGGUAUUCGAAAGAUGCCGGAGGACGAUUGGCUUGUGAUUGACAACUUGUAUCUGCAAGAACAGGAAUUGAGAAGACAUCUUCUCCGCACUAAUCGGGAAGGGGUCCUGCAAUGUCUUCCGAAAGCAGAGGAAGCAUGCAAAGAAGCACUACAGGCCAUCGUCGAUUUCUUGACAAAGAGAUUCCCAUUGCAUUUUCAACUUCCAAAGGACAGACCAGGAUAUAUUCACAACGCCAUCACAGACAGGACAUUCAGGAUCGCAGAACCAUUGCAACAACAUCCCUUGGAAAUUGCUGCGCAGCUGGUAAUGGAGGAUAUCAACUUGUUGAUGCAGGGAGUUGGAGAGCAUCCAAAUGAGUAUUACUUACAGGCCAGCUACUCGAUGGCUCCAGCUGGUUGGUAUAUACAAGAGCGUAUAGGAUGGCCAUUGUGGAGGAUUCAUCACCCUGUGCCGAUGUGGAAUGAAAAGCUCAGAAAACCUAUGGAGAAGUUCUUUCUCGGGCUCAAGGUAUCCAGCCCUGUCCAGAGAAACAACUACUUCAUGCAGAUGGACGAUACGAUGUUUCAACAAGACCCUUUCCCAGACUCGUGGCCAUGUCCACCGAAGAUAGAAGACAUUCGGAUUCGACACGAAAGACAAACAUUGCGCAGACUACCCCGCACCAGGGCUGUAAUGUUCAUGGUGCGAACAUACUUGACGCCAGUGACAGAUCUGGUGGACGAGAAAGACAAUCUUUGGGCCUUCAGAGAGGCAAUAAGAGCGUGGCCGUUAGAAAUGGCAAAGUACAAAGGAAGACAUGUUUGGGGUAAAGUCUUUGAGGAUUGGUGUCAAGAAGUGCUUGGAGACUAUGUUCCAAGUGACGAUGGUGAUGUAGAAAGGUCAAGAUCGCUGGGUGCGGCAUGA
Molecule: messenger RNA, 1020 nt
Organism: Mollisia scopiformis
Lineage: Eukaryota; Fungi; Ascomycota; Leotiomycetes; Helotiales; Mollisiaceae
Exons: 3
Coding region: 1-1020 (339 amino acids)
Source: RefSeq, a predicted model, not a curated record